Molecule: messenger RNA, 2489 nt
Organism: Phyllostomus discolor (pale spear-nosed bat)
Lineage: Eukaryota; Metazoa; Chordata; Mammalia; Chiroptera; Phyllostomidae
Gene: PDPN
Product: podoplanin
Exons: 6
Coding region: 335-811 (158 amino acids)
Biological process (GO): positive regulation of epithelial to mesenchymal transition; lung development; positive regulation of cell migration
Cellular component (GO): filopodium; lamellipodium; apical plasma membrane
Molecular function (GO): chemokine binding; signaling receptor binding; protein-folding chaperone binding
Source: RefSeq, a predicted model, not a curated record
AACAGAGCGGGAGGGCGGUCCCAGCGAGCCCCGGACGGAGACCACCUUACCGCGGGGCGCUCCCGCCCUCCCUGGGAGGGAUAAAUGCUGACUUCAGUCCCGAAGUUCCCAAGUGCAAAGUUUGCCCCGCCGACCGCCGCGGGCGAAGGAAGCCUGGGGCCCCCUCCUGCGCUGGGACUUCUGCUCCCCGCAUUCCAUUCCCCUCUUUCGCGCCGGCUCGGCCAGCGGAGGGCCUGUGCCCGUCUGUGGAGCUUUUUAAUCCCCCCGCCUCCCCCUCCGCCAGCACGGAGAGGAGUCGCUGCUCCGCCCCAUAGAGAACAAGCUAGCUGCAAGGAUGUGGAAGGUGCCAGUUCUGCUGCUGGUUUUGGGAAGAACGCUGCUCUGGGUCCCGGCAGACGGAGCCGUCACAGUCCUGCCAGAGGAUGACAUUACCACCUUAAGUGCAGAAGGUGGCACGGUGAACCCAGGUGUGGAAGAUGACGCAGUGACUCCAGGUGCCAGUAGAGACCCCUCCGAGUCUGCUGGCUUGACAGCUCCGGUGCCCACCAACACGAAGAACACAGACCUUCUCACAGAGGACCUGCCGACUGCAGGCAGCGGGGUCCCUGGCCAGGAAGAAAGCCGGAGCGCCACCACCUUGCCGGCGGCCACCAGUCGCUCAGUGGAAGACACACAGACAACAGUGGAGAAAGAUGGCUUGGCGACAGGGACCCUGAUCGGAAUCAUAGUGGGGGUCUUACUAGCCAUUGGCUUCGUCGGCGGACUCAUCAUUGUGGUCGUGCGGAAAAUGUCAGGAAGGUACUCGCCCUAAAGCUCUGAAGAAGUGUGCCCUUCUGCCAAAACGUUUAAAAGAGAGUUUCCGACCUCCCCCGUCCCCGAGCAGGCGGGAGAAGAUGACCCGUGGACAUGCCUGGCCACCCCACUCAAAAUCCACGGCGAUCCCCCCGCUUGCAGAAGUAACCGAAGGAACGAUGACUCCCAAGACUCGCUCCUUUUAAGUGUUUGCCUUUUGAGAAACUUUUUUAAAAGAUACAUUUUGGAAAAGGUGAUUUUUUAAAAAAAAUGCAUAGAAAAGGGAGCACAACUAUGUAAAUUGACUUGUAACUAAGAGAGACGACAUAACUCCGUCGAUGUUAGAAACUGUAAUCACAUCUUCGUUCCGACCGUUCUCUGUUAUUGUUAAAAUGCAAAGGAAUCUGGAAAUAUUUACACCGAUGGAGUCCUUGGGUCUAGCACUGUGUCAGCAAAUGGCAUGGGCCUUUUGCAAUGUCCGGUUGAAAUGUAGACAUUCCAGUCUAGUUUGGUCUACUUGAAAAGACUGAUUCGGUAUGAAUAAUCAAGUAGAAAAGUCUCAACUUGGGUAAUAUGUAAAUUCUCACCACGAGGCCCCGGGGCAGCCUGUGGGCUUGCUUUCCCCUCGCUUCCAGGGAUGAUCUGAUGGCUCAGAGGUUUGUCCCCCUUGACCUACUGCUUCCCUCGGAUGUUGGGGAGUUACAGGGGUGGCUUCCUCUCCUCCCGUGACGCAAGUCCUUCCGAUUGGCUGCUUUGUUCUGGACAGUGGGGGUCUCAGCCCUGAUGAUGGCCCAGGAGGCUGCUAGAGAGAGGCCCAGAGGCAGCAGAGGCUCCCGGAGUCUUCCAGAAACCGAGAACCCUGGGUGGUCCCGACAGACAGAGACCCUCUGUGUGCCUCUGGCGUGGGACGGAGAACCUACCAGUUUUCUAGCAUUUCCUUUCUGCCUCGGGGGGGAGAUAGGGGGAGCAAAAAAAUAACCUUGCAAAAUGUUCCUUUUUGUAAAAAGCAGCUGGAUUGAAAAACAGAAGGUAUCCUCAGUCUUCAUGGCAUGGCCCACGUGUUUCUGUGGGUUCGUAAGUGAAAAGAUCCAAAUCUAGGAGCCCGGCCUGCCGUUCGGUGUUAGAACCAUCCGGCUCGGUCCGGCUGCGUUUCCUCCCCAGAGGUCAGCUGAGCGCCUCGCCCGAAACAAAAGGUCCUUAUACCGAGCAGACGUCUGUGAGUGUGGUCACACAGUCAUGACGUCCUGGAAACUUGUGCCCGUUCAUAAAACAGGAAAAAGUAAACUGUCAGUCGGAAAGCACAGCCUGCUCCCCCUCCCCGCCUUUUUUUUUGCAGUGGCGGGUGGAUGUUGUUUUAAACAGUGUGUCCUACUGUUGCAUAAGUCCAGCUGUCCCUCAGCCCACGUUCCAUAGCUGAGCAGCACCUGAGUGAGAGAAGGGGGCGUGGAAGAGCUUUAGGAGCUCACCGUCCCUCCGGUUCGUCACUCAGACCCCUGAACCGGAGCUGGGGAUAUACUGCGUGUCCAUAUUGCAUCUUCCCUUUUCUUCCUUCUCUCACCGUGAGCAGCAGUGGUCCACCCCGAGUCGUACACUGGACCCACGGCCUGCUGGGACCGGGCUGCGGGUUUCUUCGCCACGUCUGUGUUGAUGCUCAACGCAGUGUGGGCGUGUUUGAAAAUAAAACAGAUGAUUGCGUA